AUGGCCUCCUGUACCCUUGUCUCUGGUCUCCCCCGGUCCCUCCCUCCCCUUCCUCCGGGGCCGGCCCCUACCUGUGUUCCUUGUGUUGAGGGCCGGCAGCGCGCCACUCCUCACUCCUCCGAGUUCCCUCCGACAGAGGCUCCCCUGCAGACUCUCCACAUGGACGUGUGGGGCCCAGCCCGCGUCCGUGGACAGGGUCACGAGCGUUACUUCCUGCUGGUCGUUGACGACUACUCGCGUUACACCACAGUCUUCCCCUUGCGCCGCAAGGGUGAGGUCACUGAGGUGUUGAUCGACUGGAUCCGCGGUGCCCGUCGCCAGCUCAGCGAGAGUUUCGGCUCGGACCUUCUUGUUCUGCGUCUGCACUCAGACAGGGGUGGUGAGUUUUCCUCCGACCUUCUGAGGGCUUUCUGUCGUGCGGAGGGCAUCCGCCAGACGUUCACGCUUCCGGCCUCCCCACAGCAAAAUGGGAUUGAUGAGCGCCGCAUUGGCAUGGUCAUGGACGUCGCUCGUACGUCCAUGAUCCAUGCGGCUGCUCCCCAUUUUCUGUGGCCGUUCGCGGUUCAGUACGCUGCGCAUCAGAUCAACCUUCAGCCUCGUGUCUCCUUGCCGGAGACCACACCUACUCGGCGGUGGACGGGGAAGGUUGGCGAUGCGUCUGUGUUCCGUGUCUGGGGAUCUCGAGCUUUUGUCCGCGAUUCUUCCGCGGACAAGCUGUCCUCCCGUGCUGUUCCCUGCGUCUUCCUUGGCUUCCCCCCUGACACGCCUGGGUGGCAGUUAUACCACCCCACCUCGCGUCGUGUUCUGUCCUCUCAGGACGUCACGUUUGACGAGUCGGUAUCUUACUACCGUCUCUUUCCCUACCGCACUGCCCCACUCCCCCCCCCGCCGCUCUUCCUAGCACCAGGUGCUCCUCCGGUAGACCCCCUCCCCCCUCAGGGUCCUGCCCCCUCAGCCUGA
Closterium sp. Naga37s-1 is the source of this 960-nucleotide messenger RNA. The record is from the annotation of a GenBank genome assembly. Lineage: Eukaryota; Viridiplantae; Streptophyta; Zygnematophyceae; Desmidiales; Closteriaceae.